Bipolaris sorokiniana ND90Pr is the source of this 522-nucleotide messenger RNA. RefSeq lists its product as uncharacterized. Lineage: Eukaryota; Fungi; Ascomycota; Dothideomycetes; Pleosporales; Pleosporaceae. The coding region runs from base 70 to 381 and encodes 103 amino acids. The record is from RefSeq and is a predicted model, not a curated record. The transcript has a single exon.
AUCCUUUCGUACAAGGCCUAUAGGUGUCUAUUCGAAUCAAGGCUCGUUUGAUGUCCCACGCACUCCCAUAUGUCUCUGAGUGACGCUACUGCCGAUACUGAUCCGAGUAGUCUUGCCUGCGCCGUUACAGUGGAUAGAAACCAGAGCAGAUUACCAGAGAAGACAUCAAGAACAGAUCGGAUCAAUCUAAUUCUUCAAUCUCUCUCUCCUAGCAUUAUUUCUUUUCACUCUAGAACCUAUCGAUUCGCUAUCUCUGAGUCUAUCGCUAGACAAGUAGACAACUCUACCUCUGAGCUAGCUAUAGAACAAGUAGCACCCUCCUUAUUCCAACUAGUGUUACUCUCUUUUUACCUCUACUACUAUGUCCACCCUCUCGAUUAACUAUAUAAAAGCUCUUUCCGCGCUUUAAGAGAGUAGAGUUAUUUAUGUCUAAGCUGGAAAUAAUUAAUGAGGUCCUAGAAGAGCUGUCUAAUAAUAAUUAGGUUACAUUGUAUAAAUAUAUGCCUAUUAAUAAUAAGCGAC